Messenger RNA from Cinara cedri, 2600 nucleotides. The record is from the annotation of a GenBank genome assembly. Lineage: Eukaryota; Metazoa; Arthropoda; Insecta; Hemiptera; Aphididae.
GUUGUAUGUCGUCUAAUGCAUAGACUUAAUAAUAAUAUAAAUAUUCAUUAAUAUCCUAUAGUCUAUGGCUUUAUGACGAUUUAAAUUCCUCAAAUGUAUAAAUGUAUAAGUUGGUAGUGUUGUAUGGUGGUUUUUUUGUCAGGUGGCGUUUUAUCGGAUUCUGAUCCGUGGAUUAUUAUCGCGUAUUAGUGUGACAUUAUGUCGGGCGGUAAUUUCUUAUUUAUCGGAUGGCUUUUUGUGGUGCUUCGUAUGUUCGUGAUUUAUAUUUAUAGCCGUGAUAUUAUAUUAUUAAAUUCUACAUUUCUGUGAUAGCAUUAAAUAUUAAUUUGUUGUAUUAAUUUAAUUUUUUCUUUACGCAUAGGUGUUUUAGUAUAUUUUGUUUAUGUGAGUCUAGGUUUUCAAACUAAAUAGCAAAUAUUUUUUUUUUUUAUAAUGUCAGUCGUAAAGUUUAAACUCAUUAAAGGAUUUGGUUGCGCUGGUCAACUGAGCAAAGUACCAAUUUCUCAGACAUUUUUAAAACGUUUUGCAUCUACAAAAAAUGAAAUACAAGAAACUGUAAUAGUGACUGCUACUGUAGAAAAUGUUUUGUCUGAUAAAGAAGUAGAGAAAAUUUGCAAUAAGUCUCGUUUGAACUCUGGACAUCGUAAUUUAGUGAAUGGUCGGUUACCAUAUGAUCAUCCAGUACAUAGAUUCCACAACACAGUAAAAUUUAAAAGAAGAAUGUAUGGAAGAUAUGGAGAUGCCAGUAAUAUUCACCCGGGCUUAGCAUGGCCAACAGUUGAAGAGUUGAAUGAUAUCCGAGAAUAUGAAUCUGUUGCAUAUCCAUUGACUAUUCAAGAAAUGCAACAUAAUGCCAUAAAGCGUUUACAAUGUGAACAACAAGAAAUUCAAAUGCGCCAACAAAAAAUAGAUAAUAAUAUGAAAAAAUUAAAUAGUUGGAUAAACGAAGUUAAAGAAAAGUCUGAAAAAAAAAUAUAUGAGGCACAAAAAUCUAAAGAGAAGAGAGAAAACCUUAUUGAAGAAGUAAAAAAACAUUUUGGGUAUAAAAUAGAUCCAAAAGAUGAGCGGUUUAAAGAAAUGCUAGCUAAGAGAGAAAAAGAAGAAAAGAAAAAGGUCAGAGAGGAAAAGAAGAAGAUACGCGAAGAAAAACUUGUCAACUAUUUAAAAAAUAAUGAAUAAAAUUAUAGUAAAAACAAGUGUAUCACAUUUAAUAAUGUAAGCAUUAAAUUAAAUUAUCCAUUAAAUGUUAUACUAUAAAGAUUAUUAUUUUGAUUUAGUUUGUACCAAUCAAUAUUCAGUAUCAGUUUACUACAGUUAAUGAUAGAAAAAUGUUAGAGCUUUUUUAUGAUGCAAUAUAUAUAUAUAUGUAUUCAAUUUGUUUAAAAUAAUAACUUUACUACAAAUAUCUGAUGUUUGAGAAUGGCAUAAGAAUGGUUUCAAAAAUCCAGAAUUAUUUGACUUUUCCUAUUUUAUCUUCAUACAAAAUGAUUGUUCAAAGAUUAAAAUUUGAAAUGUCAUCAUGUUAGUAUAAUAUAUUGUAUGUGAAACUGGUGUGAUUAUUAGGUUCAAUACCUGUAUAUUGUUUAAACAAAAAUUAGUUUGUAUGAUAAUUAUAAACUCUUGAAUUAAAAAUAUCAAUUAUCAAAUAUUUAAUGACAUAUUUUGGAGCCAUUAAGCAAUAAUAAUUAUUGUGAUAAAUUUAUUUAAUUUACUUCCCUUUGACAGUAAUAAUAAAUUGAGAUAUUUGUUAAACUCAGCUAUAGUGUAAAAUAUUUUAUCAUAAUUUAUUUGUACUCGUAUUUUUACACGUAUUACAUUUUUAUUGUAGUGAUAAAUAUUCCUUAAAUAAUUAGUUUGUCUUAGUAAUUUUUGUAUAAUAAAUGAUUUGUAGAUGCAAUUCUCACUUCUGUGAUGAGAUUAAACGAAGAUGUCUAUACAGAUUACCUACAGUAAUAUAUUAAUAUAUUUAGGGCGAGUUGAAAUAAUUAUUCUAAUUAUGUUUUGCCCCUAUGAAUUAUUGCAGAUUAUUACUGUGGUACCAUGUGGCAUUAGACAAACAACCACAUUUUAUUAUUUUGAAGUAUGUAUAAUAUAUGUAUAUGUAUAAAAUACUAUAGAUAGAAAUAUAGGAAUACGAUAACUUGUUAGCGACAUGGCACUCCAAAAACUUGUUGGUUGCCUAUUUAUCUUCUUGUUUUUCUUCGAGAAAUGUAUAAUGUCCAACAAAGGUUGCCUAACCUAACAUGAUAUAGGCAACUAUCAAGAUUUUGGAGUGCGAAAAUAGAUACCAGUGUGACAGUGUAGCUGAUACAAAGAAAGUCAGAAUAUAGUAAUGGACUGAGAACCUUCUUCCCAUGUGUUAAUACUAUAUCACUAUAUUAAGACCCUCCUGCUGAUACAACUUCCGAAUAUUGACUUCAAAUACUAAUUUGAUGAUAUAACACAUGGCAAUACAUUUUUAAUUUAAAUUUAAUAUUUCAUUUGUCAUGAUACUAUUCAAGAUGGAUUAAUCUUCAAAAAGCAAUUUUUCUGUCUUAUCAAUGUAGUAUAAAUUAGGUAAAAUGCAUUUUAAAACAUAACAAGGAUAAAUAAUACCGGAC